UUCAGAGAAAAACACAAAUAGCAGCAAGUUGAAGUGUUCUCUACCAAACAAAUUAUAUCCUCAAAAUAUUAUUGUUUCUAACAAAUUAAUAUUGAGUUGACAUCCAGAAAGUGAAAAGUCAACAAGUCGUCCGGCGGAGCAAGAAGAAAAACGAAACAAAUUACCCACACUCUUAAUAUUGAGUUGGAGCAUUUAGUUGCGGUUUCCAGGGGAGCAUACAUUGAAUGGCGUAUUCUUCGUCAACUUCAUCUGUUCACAAGAAGAGUUAUUUAUAUGAUGUAUUUUUAAGCUUCAGUGGUGAAGACACACGUAGGACAUUUGUUGAUCAUCUAUAUUACGCGCUUCACCAACAAGGCAUUCGUACUUUUAAGGAUGAUCAGAGACUCGAGAAAGGAAAAAGGAUCAAUGACGAAUUAUUACAAUCCAUUGAAGACUCAAGAUUGUAUAUCAUAGUUUUUUCUAAGAACUACGCAUCUUCAUCCUGGUGCUUAAACGAGCUUUUGAAGAUAAUGGAGUGCCAAAAGAAGAAAGAGCAAAUUGCUUACCCUGUUUUUUAUGAUGUCGAACCAAUGGAAAUCCGCAAACAAAGUGGAUCAGUUGGAGAAGCACUUUCCAAACAUAAAAAUGGAUCAGAGGUUCAGAUAUGGAGAGAGGCUCUAACAAAGGCAGCCAAUUUGUCUGGUUGGGAUUUGAGAAAUAUUGCUGAUGGACAUGAAGCUCAAGUGAUCAGAUUGAUUGUUGAAGAGGUUUCACAUGAUUUAUGUUCGUUUACUUAUGUGAAUACCGAUGAAAAAUUAGUAGGCAUAAAACAAAGGAUGCAGGAUCUCGAGUUGUUCCUGAAUACCGGUUUGGAUGAUGUUCGCAUGAUAGGAAUCAAGGGGAUGGGAGGUGCUGGUAAGACAACUUUGGCUAGGGCUAUUUUUGAUAAGUUAUCUAUUCAGUUUGAAGCUAGAACCUUUGUUGAGAAUGUCAGGGAAGUCUCAAAGGCCUCCUUGUCAGGCUUAAACUCAAUGCAAAAACAAAUUCUCAUUGAUGUAUUGAAGGAUCAAUGGAUAACCGUAAGUAGUGUUCAUGAUGGAAUAAAUAUGAUGAAAAUGAGGUUGAGUGGUAAAAAGGUUCUUGUUGUUCUAGAUGAUGUUGAUCAACUAAGCCAACUUGAGGCAUUAGCCGGUGAUAGUAGUUGGUUUAAACCAGGAAGUAGAAUUAUAAUUACGACAAGAGAUGAGCAAGUGUUAUUGUCACAUCGGGUAAGCUUGAUUCAUCAUGUUGAUCUUCUAUCAGACGAGGAAGCGAUGCACCUCUUCUGUAGGUACGCAUUUGGGAAAGAUGUUCCAGUUAGAGAGUAUGAAAAGGAAUCUCUUGAAGUUGUACGUUAUGCUGCUGGUCUUCCUUUAACAGUCAAAGUUUUGGGUUCGUCAUUAUGUGGUAAAGACAAGCCUGAAUGGAUUGAUACACUAGCAAGACUCAAAACAAUUCCAUUGGAGGAAACUAUUAGAAAACUCGGAUUAAGCUAUGAAAGCUUGGAGGAUGAACACAAGAAAAUAUUCCUCGAUGUUGCAUGCUUACUAAAAAAUUGGAAAAUGGAGGAUGCAAUACGAAUGCUUGAUGGUUGUGGAUUUCAUGCUCGAAAUGGUUUAAGAGUUCUUCAGAGGAAAUCUCUCAUUACUAUUGAAGAGGUAUCUGCAACUCCAUUUGAUUUCUAUUUGUCUGAUGAAAGUCAGCGUUCUGAACAAAUAUGCAUCCAUGACCAUAUAGAAGAAAUGGGCAAGAAUAUUGUACGCAGUCUACAUCCGGAUGACCCGAGCAGACAUAGCAGAUUGUGGGUACAGGAGGAGAUCGAACAUGUCUUUGCUUGUCACAUUGGUGCUGAAGAGACAAGAUGUAUUCGUAUAGAACUCACACCCGAUAUUGAUUUGGCAGGUCUUAUACACAUGAAGAAACUUAGAUGCCUUAUUGUGAAUUAUGAUUCUGUAGCUAGUAAUUAUUUUGAGUUUGUUAGGAAUGGUCAUUCCGUUGGGGAUGGUCAUAAAGUUUGUGAAUACCUCCCGAAUGCGCUACGAUAUUUGUAUUGGAGGUGUUAUCCUAAUAGGUGUUUGCCCAAAAUAUCUGGAACAAAUAAUCUUGUCACAGUUGAGAUUUAUAACAGCAGAAUUGAACAACUUUGGGAAGGGGGAAUGGAUAUGAAGAAACUCAAAUACCUUGUACUGCAUAAUACACAUCAUCUGAAGACCUGUGACCUUGGGGUGUUUCCGAAUCUUGAGAGGUUAUAUCUUAAAGGAUGUAAGAAGUUGGUGGAACUUCGUAUUCCCACAGCUGGAUGCCUAAAAAGGCUUGUCUACUUAACUAUAUAUAGCUGUAAAAGAAUAAGAUCUCUUUCAUUUGUCAAGCAUUUAGAGUCACUUGAGUUUCUUAGACUAUCAAGAUUGAAUCCUAAGGAGUUCCCAGAUAUAAUCCCAACAGACGCCAACAGUAGUUUGCAACACCUUUAUAUCCGCAAAAGUGAUAUAGUUGAACUACCGUCCUCAAUUAAAAAACUUUGUAAGCUUGUUUAUCUAAAUCUCGAACAUUGCAAAAAUCUCAAGAGUCUUCCAAUAAGCUUUUGUAGCUUACAACAUUUGAAAGUUCUUAGGCUUGUCUUUUGUGGCAUAGAGGAAUUGCCUGAGGACUUUGGCCAGUUGGAAUAUUUAGAGGAAUUAUAUUUAGCAUUUUGUACAAGUCUCAAACAUCUCCCUGAUAGCAUUUGUAAGUUGAAACAUCUGAAAACUCUCGCCCUUCAUGUUUGUUCUGCCCUUGAAAGGUUACCUGAAGAUCUUGACAAGUUAGAAUCUUUGGAGGUAUUAAAUUUUUUGCGGACGUAUAGGAUAAGAGAUAUUCCUGGUAGUAUUUGUAAGUUGAAACAUCUGAAAACUCUUGCACUUCGUUUUUGUUCUGCUCUUGAGAAGUUACCCGAUGAUCUUGACAAGUUAGAAUCUUUGGAGUUAUUAGAUCUUACACAAUGCCAUAGGAUAAGAGAUAUUCCUCGUAGCAUUUGUAAGUUAAAACAUCUGAAAAUUCUUGCUCUUCAUCAUUGUUCUGCUCUUCAAAAGUUACCCAAGGGUAUUGGCAAGUUAGAAUCUUUGGAGGUAUUGGAUCUUUCAUGGUGCGAGAGCAUUGAAGAUAUUCCGAGCAGCAUUUGUAAGUUGAAACGUCUCAAAAAGUUGGAUUUAAUGUUCUGUAUGAAGCUUAGGAAAUUGCCUGGGGAAGUAGGAGAUUUAGAAAAUUUACGAGAAUUGAAUAUUGAAUGUACAAGCAUAAGCCAACUUCCGCGGAGCAUCUCAUUGUUAAAAGGUUUAAAAUUAAAACUGUAGCAGUGGAAAAGUAAAAAAAAAAAAAAAAAAAAAAAAAAAAAAAAGAAGAAGAAGAAAGGUACGUUCUUUCAUUAUUUGUCGUCUUAUUAAUGUUCAUUGGCAUAAUAGUAAUUGGUUUAGACCAUCAACCAAGAGGUUGUAGGUGAUUUAACAUAUACUGUAUUACAGUUCAUUGGUUCUAAAAGACUAGAUCAUUAUCUUGAAAAUAUAGUUUUUUACACAUAUGACAUAUGCAUCAAUUGUUUAUAAGAACAUGUUCUUAGAUGUUGUAGGCUUUUUAAACAUAAACUUAUGAAUCAACUUGGUGGCUAUAUAUAUAAUUCAUGUAAUCAACAUUGAUAUAGUGAUCUUGAUACGUGGGAGAUAGGUGAAGAUGAUAUAAGGGUUUAGAAAGGUGAAAACAUUAGAUAUGACUUGGAUAAAGUUGCCACCACCAAGCCUAACAAUCUGAUUGAAUCUAGGAUAAAGAAUUUAAACACCACCAAGAUUAAUCAAAUUGGCGAAAGAAGAUGUUGUUAGUGAUAAAGCAGCAGCACCACACUAGAACAAUCAACUAUCUACUCCUUUAUUGAGUAUGAACACUCUAGAAUAGCCACAAAAGCUGAUGUCUAUUUCAAAACUGAAGAUGAUCUUCUAAUACAACUUAGGAGCCUAUUUAUAGGGUGGAAUAACUAACCAAAGCAAACAUUUAUUUCUUGCUUUGGAAAAGACAAUAAAACUUUGAAAAACAGAUUAGUAGUUGAAGCAUUAAAAGUUACAGUAAACUAGGUGACUAAUAAAUAAAAAACCAGCUCACCAUGUUGAAAAUGCAGAUCUCAAAAAGGAAUGAUGACUGAUGUGUUCUUUAUGGGCUCACGGGUUUGACUCAGGGCUGGGACUAGUGGGCUGCCAUGAUAGUGCAUUCCCCAAAGAGUUUUGAACCCUAAGAAAUCUUGUGUUCCAUAAUCUAGCCUGAGGGGAGAAUUAUACACAAAAUGGGUUUGUUUAGUGCAAAUCAGAUUGACUGGGUUAGUGAGCCUUGAUGCACCCGCAUCAGAUUUUGAUUUAUAAAGCGAAGUUCCGUCAUAAUGGAUUGUUGAAUACUGUACUUCGUUUUUAUCAAUUUUCGUUCUAGAUUACCAAAAGAUGAGCCGAACAAACAUAGCCAACUGUGGAUUUAAAAAUGAAAUAGCGUGUGUACUGGAUAAUGACUUGGGUACUGAUGCUAUAAGAGCUUUUUUCAUGUUGGUAGGGGCUUCAGAUUUGACCUGGUUUAUAAAAUGAAGAUUGAUCAAGUUAGUAAAAACUUACCAGACGGGUUAAGAUAUCUUACAUGGGAUUAUUACCCUCGAAAGUCUUUACAGAAGACAUUUUAAGGAAGGAAUCUUGUUACGCUUGAAAUGCAUUCAAGUGGAAUCAUUGAGCUUUGGGCAGGGGGAGAUAGAAAGGUUUUUAACAAUCUCAGAUAUCUAAACCUCAGGGGUUCAGUUUUGCAGAUUCUUGGCCCGGGGAUGACUACAAAUCUCUUGAAGUUAGAUCUUGAAGGAUCAUUUCAUUUGUUGGAACUUUGAUAAAUCACCCAUUGGUUGUCUAAAAGAAUUUGUCUACUUAAACUUAAUUCCUUCUCAUCUAUAUAUCAAACAGUUGGAGUC
Messenger RNA from Erigeron canadensis, 4978 nucleotides. Its product is annotated as disease resistance protein RPV1-like. Gene Ontology annotation, biological process: signal transduction; defense response. NCBI's taxonomy places the organism in Eukaryota, Viridiplantae, Streptophyta, Magnoliopsida, Asterales, Asteraceae. The transcript is spliced from 7 exons. The coding region runs from base 225 to 3347 and encodes 1040 amino acids. The record is from RefSeq and is a predicted model, not a curated record. Gene Ontology annotation, molecular function: ADP binding; protein binding.